AUGUCGCCCAUAACUCUCGAUCUCACAUCCGACUUCAACCCCGCCAACACCACGGGCGCGGGGUCGUCGUCGUCGCAACCCAGAACCCUCCUCGUUGCGCCGCCCUCGGUCGCCUCCCACGAGGAGCGCAUCAGCGCCCUCUUCUCCACCUACCCCCGCGAGACCACCGACCUGCACAUGCUCGACCGACUCGCCGCCGGUCUCGUCACCCUCCCCGCAUCCACCUACGACCUGAUCCUCGUUUUGACCGACCCGGACGGCAGCCGUCAUGCCGAAGCCUCGGCCCUGCUCAGUAACCGCGCCGUGUGGUCCCUUCUCGUCCCCGCCCUCAAGGCCGGCGGCAAUCUGCGCAGCGAAGAUGGCACCCUCGGCACAAACACCGCUACCCCUGAGGCCCGUGAGGCCGUGCUAGCCGGUCUCGUCGCCGGCGCCGAUGGCUUCACCAAGCCCGACUACGCCGAGGAGGAAGCCGUGCCGUUGCGUUUUGGCCUCAAGAGGAAGACCAACCCCAACUCCGUUGUUGCGCCCAUCCAGCCCGUCGCCCAAGUCGUCACUGCCGCCCCAGCCGGCGUCGGUUUCGUCACGCUCGAUUUGAACGACGAUCUCGAUCUCGACGACGACGACGACGACGACGUGAUUGACGAGGACACACUCCUCACGGAAGCGGACCUGCGCCGCCCCAUCCAGCAGCCGCCCGAGUGCCAGCCCAAGCCGGGCAAGAAGAGGAGGGCGUGCAAGGACUGCACGUGUGGGCUGGCGGAGCGGCUGGAGGCGGAGGACAAGGCGCGCAGGGAGAAGGCGGACCAGGCGCUGAACACGCUCAAGCUCAAGAGCGAGGACUUGCUGGAGCUGGAUCUGACGGUUCCCGGAAAGACGGGGAGCUGUGGUAGUUGUGCGUUGGGAGAUGCUUUCAGGUGUGCUGGCUGCCCAUACCUAGGUCUCCCACCCUUCAAGGUCGGCGAGGAGGUGUCGAUCCUCAACAACGUGCCGCAGUUGUGA
This is a messenger RNA of Neurospora hispaniola, 999 nucleotides long. RefSeq names its product cytokine-induced anti-apoptosis inhibitor 1, Fe-S biogenesis-domain-containing protein. The transcript has 2 exons. Gene Ontology annotation, molecular function: iron-sulfur cluster binding. The record is from RefSeq and is a predicted model, not a curated record. Gene Ontology annotation, cellular component: cytoplasm. Gene Ontology annotation, biological process: iron-sulfur cluster assembly. The coding region runs from base 1 to 999 and encodes 332 amino acids. Lineage: Eukaryota; Fungi; Ascomycota; Sordariomycetes; Sordariales; Sordariaceae.